AUGCAGAAAACAACAGAGGGUCCUGACAGUCCUAGUUUUCAAGUUCUUGAUGGUUCAGUACUAGUGACCCCCAACAAAGCCUUCCAGUCAGACACUUCAGAAGGUCAAACAUCAGACAGAAGCUUGUCUGGUGAAGAGCCUGAUGACAGCGAUAAUGAAACAAAGUAAUACCAUCUUUACGUGACUUUUUGUUUGUAAUGUAGUUAAUUUUUUAUCUCAGGUAAUUUUUAAUUUUCCUUUGUUUCAACUUCAUUAGCAUACAUUACCAUACCCUCAAACAAAAUAAAAACAAAAAUUACCAGAGAUAAAAAAAUAACUUCAGCAUAUAUAUUAUUGUAUACAGAAGCCCCAGAAAUUGUGCAUAUCUAUCCCAUGAAAAGGACUGAAUUUUCCUGGAUGGGUGGGUUUUAGAGGAUGAAAUUAAUGUUAGUAAUAAAAUAUGUAAACAUGUGAUAAUUGUAAUUUUGUGAUCAACAGGUUUAUUAGAAAUGAAAAGCCUUUUGUUUAGGAGGAAUGGAAGUCUUAUGACCAUAUCCAUUAGUUUAUUGAUACAAAGUUCCUGAUUAUGUUAAAAGGUGCACUGCCUAAUGAGAGGACUUCUGUUUCUGGGUUACUGAAAUAACUUUGACACUGCAACUUUUUAUACUCUUCAUGGAUCUUUAGUAAGUGUGAUUUUCUUUUUUGGUUGAAUACAUGCUUGGCAUUUUGUUCUAGUAUGCAGAAUAUACUGACACUGUUAGAGGACAGUGAUGAAAACAGUGGUACCAGCAGCUCAGACUCUGAUAGUGAGCAUGAUGCCCAGAGUGAAGACGAUGAUGAAGAUGAAGAUGGAGACCUUAGUGGGGAAGAACUAGUAGAAGAGCUUGUCAGGUAAUUCUGUGAUUAACUUUUUUUACCCAUCUAGAUAUGUAGGUUUAUAGCACUGGUGGAAUUUUCAUCCCAUCCUUCAAACAAAAUUAAUAAAGAAAUGGGAAAAUAUGAAUGUAAUGAUGUUAUUAGAUGCAUGUACAUGCUUGGCUAUAUGCACAAUUUGUUGAUCUGACUGUGCCUUUCUUUUGUAGUGACAGUGCAACAGUGAACAGCCAGGAGGAAGAAGAUGUGUAUAGCCAGUAUCCCAUUGGGCCUGGGCUCCAGUUUUCACGUGCAGAGGAAGCACAUACCCACGUGGAGGAACUGCUCAAGAUUGAGGAACAAAAAUUUAUCAUUUCAGAGACAAGGCUUAUUGAUCUUUUUAGAGGGAGAUGCCAGGAACCUGGCUGUGCUAGCGAAUGCACUGUGAAGUCUAAAAGUGUUGGCUGUACCAUGGAGCUGUGGUGGAAGUGUCAGAAUGGCCACAAGGGCAAAUGA
Molecule: messenger RNA, 1347 nt
Organism: Porites evermanni
Lineage: Eukaryota; Metazoa; Cnidaria; Anthozoa; Scleractinia; Poritidae
Source: the annotation of a GenBank genome assembly